Ahaetulla prasina is the source of this 6324-nucleotide messenger RNA. RefSeq names its product fibronectin type III and ankyrin repeat domains 1 (gene FANK1). Gene Ontology annotation, biological process: regulation of apoptotic process. The record is from RefSeq and is a predicted model, not a curated record. Gene Ontology annotation, cellular component: nucleus. NCBI's taxonomy places the organism in Eukaryota, Metazoa, Chordata, Lepidosauria, Squamata, Colubridae. The transcript has 11 exons. Gene Ontology annotation, molecular function: protein binding. The coding region runs from base 24 to 1100 and encodes 358 amino acids.
CUUGAGUAUCGCUCUGAAGACGGAUGCUGAUGGAGCCGGGGAUAGGAAGACGGUCUAUAGUAAAGCCACCACCUCCAAUUGUAGGCCAUGUGAGCCAUCAUAAUAUUGAACUGAGUUGGAACUUGGAAGAACAACGAAAAGGUCCUCAAGAGCAAUGGCUAAAAUUUUCGGUUGAAGGAGAAGACCCCAAGUUGCAUAAAUAUGGUCUGAUUUAUACGGGAUAUGCCCGACAGCAUGUUGUGGAAGGUCUUGAACCUAGAACAACGUACAGAUUUCGACUUAAAGUCACAGAUCCUAAAGGAGAAUCUGUUUAUAGUUCACCUAUUUGUGUAACUACAACAAGUGAACCAAUGAGUGGAGAACAGCUCCACCGUGCUGUAAGCAGGAAUGAUUUAGAGGAUGUUAUUCAUAUUCUUCAAGGAAGGCAAAUUGUAGUAAAUACACUCAAUAAACUAGGACUUUCAGCAUUGAUGGUUGCUUCACAAAAAGGAUAUACAAGGCUUGUACAGGUUUUGGUAGAAAAUGGAGCAGAUGUGAAUCUGAAAAAUACCAGUGGAAAAGACAGUUUAAUGAUAGCUUGUUUCGCUGGUCACCUGGAUAUUGUCAAGUAUCUUAGAUCCAAAGGCGCUUCCUGGCUAAGUAGGGACUUCGGCGGAUGUACAGCUAUGCAUUGGGCUACAGAUGGAGGGCACUGUGAUGUUAUUGAAUGGAUGAUCCAGGACGGCUGUGAGGUUGACCCUAGAGAUUCUGGCUUGGAAUGGACUCCUCUAUUGAGAUUAUGCGCAUUAUCAGGAAAAACAGAUGUAGCCAUAAUUUUAAUAAAUGCUGGAGCUGAUGUGAACGUAAAAGAUAAGGAUGGCAAGACAUCUCUGAUGGUGGCAGCUUUAAAUAAUCAUGAAGAUUUGGUUGCAUUAUUAUUAGAGAAGGGAGCAGAUCCUGAUAUUAAAAAUGAGUUUGGUAAGGGCGCUCUGGAAAUGGCCAAAGGGUUGAACAGGCAGAGUGUGGUUUCAAUAAUAGAAGAAAAGAAAAAGCAAUUAAGCAAUACCGCUGUUGAUCUUGCAUCUACCCCUUCACAGUUAUUUGAAGAAAGUGCAUCUUAAUCUUUUUUUCCCAGGAAAGUGAGACUAUGAAGAUUGAUUUCUGUUUGUUUUCUUUUUUCCUGUAAGUUUUUUUUUAUCAUUCUUGGACACUUUGAUUAAAAUGUUUCCUUCUUGAGGAUUUUCUCUGGCAUUUUACAUUUAUCUGAAUUUUAAAACCGUCUUUAAUUAUGUUUUUAUAGUAAUACUAUGUUCUUCUAUCCUUUGGAGAUUGAUUUUAAAACCCGAAUGCUAGUUAUAAUUAGCACACCUCAAUAUGGAGUUUGUCACAUGAUAUGUCCCACUUGAAUUUUUCACUAACUGGAUGGGAACUAUGGAAUCUGGGCACUAAAUCUUUUGUCAACCAUGAUCCUGAUUAAUGUCAGUGAAAACAGUUUCUGCUUGGAAAUAGUAGAUGCCAUUAAAAAUAUGUCUAGGACACAGCAAAAAAAAUUAAAAAUUAAACCACUCCUCUCAUAUGCAUUACCCGCCCGUGCCCCUCCCUCCAGCCACCUGGAUCCUCUGUUUUUUUCAAGAAUCAAGCAGCCAAAGGCAAACUGCAACAAUCAGUUUAUCAAAGCAAUCAAUGCCAGGGAGUUGCAGUGCCGGGUUUUAGUGUAACAGGUUUUCUGCAAUGGAACACACUGAGAAUAGCAAUUGACAAAGUAGGAAAUAGCUCAUGGUCAGGAUCUUGAACACAAUCCUAAAGACUGCUCAUAUAAUUCUGAGUACUUAAGGCUAGUACAGCUUUACAUCAGCCAGGAGUUUAGUAGUUAUAACUUGGCAAUAUAUAGAGAGGCAGUUGAAGCAGAAAUUACAGUCCCCAUAAUAAGCAUGUCGUUCUAACAGACACUUAAGACUGAGACAAUACUACUGGCUAUAGUGGGAUUUAUCUCUGAGUAAACAUUCAUUGGAGUGCUCUGUUAGGGCAUUAGACAGUUCAGACCUCUCUCUGAAUAUAUUUCGUUGAAUUUAAAUGGAAAUUCUGGUUAGAUGUUUGGAAUUGUAAAAUACAAUUCGCAAUUGUAAAUCAUUCAUGAAAUCAAUUAGUGGUUUUUUUAUUGAAAAAAUGAAUUUGUUCUUACAUGGCCAAAUUGAAUUUGUAUCUUUAUGUAGAGUGUUCUCCAGAGACUGUAUUCCUGUUUAAAGGUGAGAAUGAAUGUAACCAGCAACUGUACAUUUCUAAUAUUUCUGUUAAAGCCUGACAUCCACAAGCCAUUUGAAAUCUACUGGGAUUUCCAUUUGGAUUCAAUAAUUAUUUUGAUCUAAUGAACUAGGAAUGGGUUCAUAACCAGUUUCUUCCUAUAUUCUAACGUCAAUGGGAAAAAAAAUUCACAAACAUUUGAGUCUAAAACCUACUCAUAAAAUUUGGCUGGGCAUAUUUUCUACCUAUAUUUUGUUUAGCUUUAUGAAGUGCAAUGCACAAUGCAUUUUAAGGUAUAGUCUUAUGGGCUUAGAGAGAUUAUGACUAUAGAAUAAGAUAAGAUAACUUAUUAUAAUAACUCUAGAAUACAGCUCGCCUGUCUGGAACCCUCACCACAUUUCUGACAUCAAUAAAAAAAAAAAUACAAUUGAACGUGUCCAGAAAUACUUUACAAGAAGAGUUCUUCACUCCUCUGAAAACAACAAAAUACCUUAUCCCACCAGACUUGAAAUCUUGGGUUUAGAAAACUUAGAACUCCAUCGCCUUCGACAAGAUCUAAAUUUAACUCAUAGAAUCAUCUAUUAUAAUGUCCUUCCUGUUAAAGACUACUUCAGCUUUAAUUGCAAUAAUACAAGAGCAACCAAUAGAUUUAAACUUAAUGUUAACCGCUUUAAUCUAGAUUGCAGAAAAUAUGACUUCUGUAACAGAAUCAUCAGUGCUUGGAACACUUUACCUGACUCUGUGGUCUCUUCCCAUAAUCCCAAAAGCUUUAACCAAAAACUUUCUACUAUUGACCUCACCCCAUUCCUAAGAGGACCAUAAGGGGCAUGCAUAAGAGCACAAAUGUGCCUACCGUUCCUGUCCUAUUGUUUUUUUCUUCUUCUUAUAUAUAUAUAUGCUUAUACUUCCUUAUAUUUCCUCAUAUAUAUGUUUAUAUACUAUAUAAUCUUUUUGUGUGAUGCUUAUAUAUAUUGUUGUGACAAAUAAAUAAAUAAAUAAAUAAAUAAAAGAUAAAUUUCAUUCUCUGGGGCAGAGAGAGGGAGGACCAACCAUGGAGGAGAGUCAACCUCAAAACUGCCAUAUACAGCUCAUGAGAAUUUAUUUAAAACCUCAGUUCUCCAAUUUUGGAUCUCUGGUGUCAAAGAAAGAAAACAGAGAUAGGUAAGUGGUAUACUAGGAGAGGCUGUGCCUCUUUCCAGACAGGGGAAAGAGGAAUUUUCUAACCUCUAGAGCAGGGAUGUCAAACUCAAGGCCCGGGGCCUGGAUCUGGCCAGUGGGCUGCCCUGGAAACAGUGAAGGACUGGCCAGCAGUGCCAGUGCGAAAACAGAGCAUGGGAGGGCUGCAUGCCGAGGCUAUCGCAGCUGAAAACAGAGCUAGGGAGCCCGUUUUAGCUGGCAGAGCACUUGGGCCAUCACAGGCACCCUUGACUCGAGUGAUGUCGAGCUGGCCUGUCCACCCUGGCCAUGUCCACCCGGCCCUCCAAGGUCAAACACAACCCUCAUGCAGCCCUCAAUGAAAUUGAUUUUGACGCCCCUCCUCUAGAGCUAUAAAAAAAUUGUAUAGCUCUGUAGGAAAGAAAAAAAUACUCCUGCUCCUUCUUUUCUUUUCUGCUGACAGAUUCCAGAAAAGAAUUUGGAUCUCUUAGGGAGAUUCUAAUGUAGAACUAUUUACACCAGUCUUCAGGAUUGCUCUUUCUAACCAGAAGAGCAUAAUAAUAUAAGGAGACUUUUAAGUUUCUCAUAACAUUUUUGCAGUAAAGCAACCUCCUCUUGUUCUCUUUGUGCCUGUACAAAGGGAUAGAGAUAAAUAUAGGAAGAUAUAAAAUGGAAAUGAAACAGUUGGAAAAACAAUUGGCCCAUUCUCAUUUAUCUCCCAAUUCAAUUUGUUGCCUCAAACUGCAUUUGCUAAAACAAAUUACUAUUACAGCCAAGCUUCAUUCAACUGAAUAUCUCUAGUACUUUACGUGUAGGAUUCAGUAUUUAUUCUUAAAGCAUAAUCCAACAUUGGAAACAGUUUGAAAGCUCUUCUUUAUGCCAGAAUUUGAGCCAAAUUUCAAUGAUACAAAAUAAGCAAACCAUUUAUUAAAUUCAGAUUCUGCCAUAGUAAUUGGAUAUGAAUUUACCUCAAUUGUUGUUCUUUAACAUCAUGAAAGAAUCCCUCAGAGCCUCUUACUAUAGAAGGAUCAGUGAUGCAGAUCAGAUUAUAGAAUACCAAGCACAUAAAUAGGAAAUAGUUUAAAACCCAAACUUUUUCUAAUCUUGUAAAGAUCUACUGUAGCUUUUCUGGGCAGGUCAAGGUUCACAGUUACAAUUUAAAGCAUAUGUGAUGUAAUAGAACCAAUGGGGCUGCUUUUAGAAAUAUUGUUACGAUUUUGAAUUUCUUAUAAUACCUGAACAAGUAUCACUUUGGCAGAGACUUUUGUAGACACAAAUGUGUAGAGCUGAUUAGUGAGUAACAUAAGCAAACACUAGAUUCUCCAAGGGUGUAGAGAACCUGGGAAAUUUAUUCUGCCCACUCCCUUGAGCAUUUAGGGAUAGAAAAAUCAAAACAGAUUCAAACUAAGAACUCAAAGUAAUCAAGCAGGUGUCUUGCCUCUAGAUUUCUCUUUGUUGACCUCUGCUGUUUUUUCUUCUCUUCAAAACUCUGAAACAGAACUGACUUCUAGGAGGCUCAGUUAGACUGCUUGAAGGUUUUUUUGGGGUCUUUUCUACAUCAGCUUUGCUUCAGGGACAGCCUCAGCCAAAUUGCUGUCUGUGAAUUGUGCAGUAUUGUCUGGAUAAGUCUCCAACUGUUGAAUCCAGCCUUCCAUGGACAUUACUUCUUCUAGCCUUCCAAGAAGGGUGCUUUUACACGUAUUAAUACACUUUGUAAAAUAGCCUUUUGAAUACUCUCUGCAGCAUUAUAAAUGACAUCCACCAUAUGGAGAUUUUUAGAAACAGCAGCCCCAUAUCUGCGCAGGAGGGAUAGGAAGCCUGAGGCUUUAUAGUUGAUGUUGGAUUCCAGUUUGAUUGCAAAGCAAUAAGACGAAAUAAAUUCAGAGUGGCUAUCUACCUGGUUUGAAUUAUUUUCAUGUACAAAGGUGAGGGAACUUAAGAUCCUUCUCAGGCUUUCUGAGGUCAAAGCAUCCCUGUAGACAUAGAUAGCUACAGGAUAUAGCCAAUAAGCAGCAGAGGAAAUCCAGGGAUGGAUUUUUUUCCUUCUGCUAUGUAAUCCUGUUUUCUGCUUCAGAGAAAUAAAUAUGUCUGAUAAAUCCAUUUGUCCUGAUGACUUUAAUCAUUAUUUCAAUCACAGUAGCAAGAUUUGCUAUGACUGAGAAAUUUAUUGUUCUCUCAGUCAAGAUCUUAACAGCAGCAACAAAUGUAUAUACAAUAUAAAUUAUAAUAUAUGAAUAGCAUAAACAAUAUCAGUAGCUUAAUAAACAUUUGCCUUCCUUCAGGCUGAUAACACUGUAAUUGCAUUUUAAUUUUACUCCCACUGUGUCCAUUAAGCUCUUCAUAUUGAAUAAAAGUUAACUUAGUGUCUUACCUGUUAGCAGAAACCUAUUGUUUCUCAUCUUCCUGCAAUUGAAAUGAUGUGAUUAUUGUCAUAUAUUUUUUCAGAAUGAUAAAAGGAUAGUAGUUGAUUUCUAAGCUUCCUUUCAAUCUUCAGAAUUUGUUUAGUAUAUAAAACAAAUGUAUCUUUAGCUUCUAAUGAAAUAGUUGUUUUAGACUUGUUUCCAUCUUAUUUCUGUAGCUGUAUACUGUACAUGGCAUAAUUUUCAAGAAGACUUAAUGUUUUAUUCUGAAGACAUGUACUGUGAUCUAGAACGUCUAUGCACUGAGUUGCAUAGAAUUUUGACCCAACAAAUAUUGUCUUAUUUAUCAAGUGAACAAUAUAAGAAAUGUUUGGUGUGAUGUCUUCUCUGCCAAAGAAGAAAUCGAUAAAUUUAGCUGCCUAGCUACUUUUUUCCUAACAUUCUGAAGCCAUACUUAUUAAAUAACUGCAAUAUGCAUUAAAAAUUACUGACUUUAAAGAGAUUUAUUCCUCAAUAAGUCUAUAUACGAUUGAAUUCUUAAAUGUAAAACAGAAAUCUUUAUUCUUAGUUAAAUAUGUUGAUUUGUAAA